Messenger RNA from Aspergillus heteromorphus CBS 117.55, 1746 nucleotides. RefSeq lists its product as uncharacterized. The transcript is spliced from 6 exons. Gene Ontology annotation, molecular function: amino acid transmembrane transporter activity. Gene Ontology annotation, cellular component: vacuolar membrane. Gene Ontology annotation, biological process: amino acid transmembrane transport. The record is from RefSeq and is a predicted model, not a curated record. Lineage: Eukaryota; Fungi; Ascomycota; Eurotiomycetes; Eurotiales; Aspergillaceae. Bases 1 to 1746 code for a protein of 581 amino acids.
AUGAUCCCGCGCCGCGAUGGCGUCGACGCCCGUCUCGACCCCAGCGUCACUUUCGAAGAAUACGUCUACUGGGCCAAGAUCGAGCGUGCGCUGGAGGACGAGGAGAACCGCCAGUACGUCGAGGAGCGUGGCCCCUUGACCAUAAGCAAAGUCGUCAAGGGCCGCUUCUCCAAGGGUGUGCACGUCGAGAACCAGCAGAAGCGCGAGCGUGAGGAGGCCGAGAAGGCCGCCCAGGGCCUCCCCAUCGAUGAGAAGUCCGCCGACAACAAGAAUGGCCUCGUCAGCUCCUCCGCCUCGAACUCCUCCGUCGCCGUCUCCGAUGAGGAAUGGCGAACUGCCUCCCGUGCCCUGCGUACUGCCAGUUGGGGUACUAUCUUCUACCUGAUCACUACCGAUGUGCUGGGUUGGGCCAGUGCACCUUUCGUCUUUGCCAGUGUCGGCUACGGCCCCGGUGUGGCGCUCUUCAUCGUCUUCGGUGCAUUUGCGGGCUUCAGUGGCUGGAUCCUGUGGCAGGUGUUCCUGGCGCUGGACUCGACGCGUUACCCCCUGGUCAACUUUGGUGACACCUACUUCCGCAUCUACGGCCCCUGGGCCCGCCACUUCGUCAACGUCGGGCAGUCGCUGCAGCUGCUGUUGUCCGUCUCCGUGCUGAUUCUUGGUAACGGCCAGACGCUGUCGCAGCUGGCCGACAACAAGAUUUGCUUCGUGGUGUGCAUGGUCAUCAUGAUGGUCAUCGGCAUGGUCAUGGGCAGUAUCCGCUCCCUGCAGCGUCUCGGAUGGCUGACCAACGCGGCCGUCUGGCUGAACAUUGUGGACUUCAUCAUGAUCAUGGUGGCCGCGGGCGCACACUACGGCAUCGACUACGAAGCCGUCAUCUCGUCGACCCUGAUCCAAGUCAAGGAGCCGGUGAAGACCUUCGCCGGCAUCCCCCCCAACCAGUACCAGAUGCAGGCCACCGGCUUCGCGGGACGGUUCACCGGUGUGGACCAGAUGGUUUACUCGUACGGUGGUGCCAUUCUGUUCAUCUCCUUCCUGGCGGAGAUGCGUCGCCCCUGGGAUUUCUGGAAGGGUCUGCUGUGCGCCCAGCUGUUCAUCUGCCUGGUGUACAUCUUCUUCGGUGCCUUUGUCUACAGCUUCUACGGCCAAUACUCCAUCUCGAACAUCUACAACGUCGUUGAGCCUAAAGGGCUGCAGACCGCGGUGAAUAUCGUGUACUUUUUAACGUGCAUUAUCGCCUCGAUUCUCUACUUCAACAUCGGCAUGAAAUCGGUCUACCAGCAGGUCUUCAUGGAGAUCUUCCACUUCCCCGACAUCUCGACCUUCCGCGGGCGCAUGCUGUGGUACGCCCUGGGGCCGAUCUACUGGGUGAUCGCGUUCGUGAUCGCGGGCGCAGUGCCCAACCUGAACGGUAUCUCCAGCAUGGUGGGCGCGCUGCUGAUCCUGAACUUCACCUACACGCUUCCGGGCGUGCUGUACGUGGGCUUCCGGUGCCAGCUGGACUCUGCGCUUCCGGGCGAGGGCUACGACCCGACGACGGGCGUGACGGUGCGCCACGACGGCGGGUGGCGGCGCUGGUCGCGCGGGUUCAAGAAGCACUGGGCGCUGAACACCUUCUGCACGCUGUACUUCCUGGGCGGACUGGCGUGCUCGGGCAUGGGCUCGUGGGCGGCCGUCGAGAGUCUGAUUGAGGUGUUUGGGCCCGGCGGCACGGUCGCCACCUCGUUCGGGUGCGCCGCCCCGGUCUAG